UUAAGUACAUGUUUAUCUUUUACAUAAAAGUAUGCUAUGUAGGAUAUAAGAUUGUAAUGUACAGUUGAUUGUAUUAAUAACAACGUUACUGAGGCAACUUCAGGUCAUUGUUUAAACUUCAAUAUUCCAAUAGUAUACAUAUAUAGAAGCGGAACUAAGCAAUUGAUUGUUCAAAGUAAUACGGCUGACAGUGGUGUACCCAUGAAAUUUAAAGUGUAUUAUGCCGGAGGUGUUCUGUGUAACUACUGCCCCGAAUCCUGUUAAUGUUACAACAAAGGUCAUGACUUCAGUUGGCGGAGUAACGAAUCCCUCUGCUACAUACGUUUCCAUUAAUGCUCACACAAGCAACAAUAAUGCCAUGAGCACAACAGCUCCAUUAAAGCCGACACCAGGCUCCACAUCCAGCGGCACAAAGUACAUACAACUUCAGUCGGUUCGCAGUUCACCAGGACUUGCCCCAGCUCGAGCAGCGUCGCCACAACUAAUUGGCACCCCAACCACUAUUCAAGGAGUCCCAUCUAGGCCCCGCACCCCAAACUCAGGCUUGGCUAUUCCACCUGGUAUGGUGCUGACACGUGGUACAAAUGGUCAAAUAAUGAUUGUUAACGGCAAUCCAACUACAUCUGGACAGCAAGUCACAGGUUCAAACCAGACAGGAACACCAGCAGCGCGGACCGUCACCACCAUCGCAGCUACCAGUCUUUCAUCCGUUACAACUGUCGGGAAACCUGUACCUGUUGCAUCUUCUGUAACUCAAGUUUCCAAAGCACAAGAAACAAAAUUACCUCAAGCUAAAGCAGCUCCCAUAACUUUAUCGCAAGAUGAUAUCGUAAAUGUAAACAAGUGCAGGAAUUUCUUAACCACCCUGAUUAAGCUUGCUUCAACUGGCGGACAACUCCAGGAAACUGUGCGGAAUGUAAAGGCUCUAGUGCAAAACUUAAUUGAUGAUAAAAUAUGCCCGGAAGAUUUUACAAAGCGUUUACAAGUUGAACUGAACUCCUCACCCCAACCUUAUCUUGUACCAUUUUUAAAGAAAAGUUUGCCGCUACUUCGCUUGACAAUGAUGCAGCAGAAUCAAGGUGGGGCUUCCCCUGCUGUUGCAGCAGCCGCACAACGUGUCUCCACGCUCUCCGAUCCGAAAUCUGCUGUUGCUGGAAAACCAAAACCCGUGAACAAGGUUGUAAGACCUGUGGCAAAGAACAUGAGGAGCAAUGUACCCGACAUAAGACUUCCAAGGGUGACCUCCAAUGUCCCCCCAAUGAAGCAUCCAUCUCUGCAAAACCCACAACCCCACAACUCAUUUCACCCACCACCUCACCCAUCCUCUGUAUCGGGGGCUCGUACAUCGUCACUCACAGCGAUGGGUCGUCCAAUUUCAGUGAUGUCAAAUCGAGCUGGGCAAAGGUGGAAUGCUACAGGGUCAGGUGGAACAUACAAAGAUGAUGAUGACAUCAAUGAUGUAGCUUCCAUGGCUGGUGUGAACUUAUCUGAAGAAAGUGCUCGCAUAUUAGCAACCAACUCUGAGCUAGUUGGCACACAAACCAGGUCCUGUCAAGACGAUGCUGUUCUCAAUGCCCCUGUACUUCAGAAACGAAUGACAGAAAUAGCUGCACGCAACCCAGAGAUUCAGCAUAUUCACGCUGAUGCAGUCAAGUUUUUGUCAUGUGCAGCUGAAACGAGGAUAAAAGAUUUACUGGAGAAAGUGGCCGCUGUUGUUUGCCAUAGAAUGACAAACUUUAAGGAGGAGGAGCAUUACAAGGCUUGCUCCGAUGUAAAGAUGCAGCUCAAGUUCCUCCAAGAACUUGAUCAAAUUGAGAAGAAAAAACAUGACGAGGCAGAACGAGACAUUCUCAUGAGGGCGAUAAAGAGUCGCUCGAAAAACGACAAUCCUGAGCAACUCCGGUUAAAGGAGCGAGCUAAAGAGAUGCAACAACUAGAACUUGAAAAGAUGCAGAUUCGAAAUGCUGAUGAGACCGCUCGAAACGCCAUCGGACCAAGGAAAAAGAAAGCUCGUAUUGAUUCACCGCUUGCCUCUGGUUUAAAUGAUACGAUCAACCAUAUAAACACUCCUUCUUCAUCGAGAGGAACGGCGAGAUCUCGGAUGAAACGAGUAAACCUGCGUGAUCUCAUCUUUGUCAUGGAGCAUGAGAAGGGCUUGUGCCGAACUAAGUCACUAUACGCUUCCUAUUUAAAAUAACAGAACCCGAUUCUACUCAGCAUAAACGCAGAGUGCGGCGUUGGCUCGACUGCCUUUUAACCCAAUCUUGGGCAGGGCGUCAGUUGAGGGCACUAGAGGACCGCCUGAGCACUCCCUCCCAAUGCACUUGACUCACACCUCAGAUUAUCACCAACAAUUUCACCACUGGCCAAAUGUUCCAACGCGGAAACAGUUGAGCAAUCAACAACUAAGUAGAUUGCAAGAUUUUCUAGAAAGUAAUUUCAUUCAUUGAUUUUUUACAGACACAGACACUUUGUAAGGUGUUAAUUUUUCAUGGAAUAAAUAUGGUUCCGUACAAUC
Molecule: messenger RNA, 2518 nt
Organism: Ciona intestinalis (vase tunicate)
Lineage: Eukaryota; Metazoa; Chordata; Ascidiacea; Phlebobranchia; Cionidae
Product: transcription initiation factor TFIID subunit 4-like
Biological process (GO): transcription initiation at RNA polymerase II promoter; DNA-templated transcription
Cellular component (GO): transcription factor TFIID complex
Molecular function (GO): RNA polymerase II general transcription initiation factor activity; protein heterodimerization activity; DNA binding
Source: RefSeq, a predicted model, not a curated record